Messenger RNA from Penicillium angulare, 870 nucleotides. RefSeq lists its product as uncharacterized. Gene Ontology annotation, biological process: kinetochore assembly; attachment of mitotic spindle microtubules to kinetochore; protein localization to kinetochore. NCBI's taxonomy places the organism in Eukaryota, Fungi, Ascomycota, Eurotiomycetes, Eurotiales, Aspergillaceae. The transcript is spliced from 3 exons. Bases 1 to 870 code for a protein of 289 amino acids. Gene Ontology annotation, cellular component: kinetochore. The record is from RefSeq and is a predicted model, not a curated record.
AUGGCAGUCAGUGCAUCGGAGGCAUUAUCAAGGCUCGAAGCCCUUAGGAAAGAACAGGGCGACUUGAACCAAAGUUUGAAUAUCAUCAAGAUCGCAGAGCCCAUCUCAGAUGUCGGAGACACGAACCCCUCGCCUGCAAAGCGAGGCUCAGAUAUCUCUGUUUUUAACCUGAAUGAUCCUACCCCUGCCUCUCUUGAGGCCGAUCUAGCACAUUACAAGGAGCUCUUUUCCAAAUUGCGAUUCUCCUACGUCGAGCAAGUUACGAAAGAGAAAUUCCUACGCGCUAUUGUAGGCGAUCCUCCGUUGAUAGUCGGACACAAUGAAAACGUGGAAUUGGAGGCGCAGUUAGCGGAGGUGAAGGCCGAGCUCAAGGCACGGAAGGAGGAAGCCCGCGUUAUGAUUGAGGAAAUGGAGAAGAUGAGUCGGGAUCUCGCAAGCCGCUACAAAGAAGUUGAGAUUCAAGAAGCGCAGCUCGCUAGUCUACCGGAGUCAAUUGAGAACCUUGAAUCUACUAUUGCCGGUCUCCGCGCAAAGCAAGUCGCGAGCAUGGAUACCUCAGAUCCUCGAUCUUCACAGAAUAUGUCUCUUCCAGCGACCUUGGAGCUACUUGCUGAUCGCGAAGCGGAAUUGGCCGCGUUAAACCGCCAGAUUGCCGCCGUGCAGAACUCGCUACCCCGCAAGACUCGAGAGGCUGAAGCGAUUGAAAGGGAAUGUUCGGUGCUCGAGCGAAGGAAGGUGGAGGCUACAACGCAGGCUCGUGAGGCAAGGAGAAAGAAGCAGGAAGGCGAGACGGACGGAACUGAAGAAAUGGGUCGCUGGUACAGAGGUGCCGAGGAGACAUUGAAGGAGAUGGUGGGUGUGGAGGGGUAG